Messenger RNA from Puntigrus tetrazona (Sumatra barb), 3069 nucleotides. Its product is annotated as receptor-type tyrosine-protein phosphatase H. Gene Ontology annotation, molecular function: protein binding. The coding region runs from base 115 to 2487 and encodes 790 amino acids. NCBI's taxonomy places the organism in Eukaryota, Metazoa, Chordata, Actinopteri, Cypriniformes, Cyprinidae. The record is from RefSeq and is a predicted model, not a curated record. The transcript is spliced from 10 exons.
UUGUUGUUAGAGAUCAGAUCCGGAGCGUCCAGUUUGUCUGUUCAUCGACGGCGUCGUCUUCAUUACUCCACAAGGUCUUGACCUGACCCGAGACCGACCAGCAGCGGACGUGAGAUGAACACACUGUGGCUGCCGCUUCUUCUGAGCUCAGUCGUACGGGCAGAGGACCAGUAUUUUCCUCAGUCGACCAAUGCCACAUGGGACCAGGCCAGACUCCACUGUCGGUCCUGCUUCAGAGAGAUGACCACCGUCACCAGCAGGAACGUCCACCUCGUCGUGCAGAACCUCUCUUGGGACUACUGGGUGGGACUCCGCAAGAGCUACAACGGCUCGUUCCCGUGGGCCGCGUGGUCCAACGGAGAUCCCGUUACGUAUCAGAACUGGUACCCCGGUCACCCUGUUCCAAAUAAAGACAAGAAACUCAUUCCCAUAUGUCCCUCGACUACGGAAAGCCCGGCGAGCUCCGCGACGACUACAUCGACAGCGACCCCAGCGACCUCCACCGUAACGUCCGCUCCGGUCACGUUUCCGAAGAGCUCCACGAUGUGGACCAACAGGGCGCAGGAAGAGCUGGAAGAAGAAACGUGCCCCAUACUGAACGAAAUGCUCGACUGCUUGAACAUGACGUGCCCCGAGCUGGAAAUCUUCGUGGCUAUGUGUAACAGAACAACGAUCGUCACUCCCAAGACCACAAAGAGUAACCAAACGCUCGAGGUCACGACAUUUAGCACCACCUUCAAUGCCACAACAGCCAAAAGCUCCACGGCUAGACACGUCACAAACGACAACGCCACAACCCAGACCCCCACAACCCAGAGACCCACAACCCAGAGAACCACCACCAGCGACUGCGUCUUCGAACCCGAGCCGGAUCCCGAGCACUACAUCGAGGACGCUUGCGUGGCGCUGCUCAGCUUCGGCAUGUGGAAGGAAAAAGACUGCAAUACCAGCCUACCCUACAUCUGUUACGAAGAGCGCUUCUUCGGCCAGAUAGGGGUUUUUGACAAGGACACCAGUUCAGCCAAUGUGAGCUGGUCCGAGGGACCCGGAGCCGCGAACAUCAGCCACUACAGAGUGGAGAUCACCGGGGACAAAAACCAGACGUUUAACCAGACCGACCUGUCCCAACACGUCCAGGACCUCACGGCGGGAACUCUAUACAGCGUCCAGGUGUUUCCCGUGAAAUGCGGCAGGUAUCUCAAUCCACAGAAUAUCUCCUUCUACACCCAGCCCUCCGAUGUGCAAAAUCUGACCAUAGAGGGUGUGACGACUAACAGCGCCUUCCUCACGUGGAGCAAACCCGAAGGAAACAGCGACUUCUACCUAGUAACUUUCCUAAACGAUUCGAAACCUGCGACACAAAAGUGCUCCAGCGUGAACUGCACCAUCACCGGUCUGAUUCCAGGAGCUGAGUAUCUGUUCACGGUCAAAGCUGUGGUGAAUCAGACCUUUGAAGGCGUGGCGUGCAGCGCUUCUGAUCACACCGUACCUUCGACGGUCAGAAACCUGAAAUCAGCAGACAAUGACAGCACGGUCAUAACGGCCACUUGGGAAAAGCCCGUGGGAGAACAUUCGGGAUACCGCUACUACCUCCAAGAAGUAGAUAACAGCUUCGAGUGUCCGAACUGCAGCGUCUUAACAAGCAGCAACGCGACAAACUGGCAGAACACAGAAAAAGAGGUCAUCGUAGAGAGCGGCAAAUCGGACGGCGUCAAGUUCUGUCUGUGUGUGGCGGCGCUGACCAAGAAAAACAGCUUGUCGGGAGAAAUGCUGCUGAUCUCUGCAUACACGCGCCCAAAAUCCGUGAUCCUCUCUUUGGACCCCAAAUCCAACUCCAUGAACGCCACGUGGGAUAUAAUGAAUGGGAAGUUUCAAAUGUUUGAAGUUACCAUUAAAACAGACGCAUACCAAUAUAGCUCUCAGAAUUAUACGACAGACCUUUAUUACAAUUUCCAAAGUCUGAAGGCAGGAGUGAAGUACACAGUUACCGUCGUCACUCUUAACGGUAACUUGAGAAGCAAAGCUGUCGAACUGUCAUGUUACACAUACCCCACCACACCUGACUGGGUCAAUGCCACCGCCGGCAAAACUAGCAUAACGCUGUUCUGGGGACCCCCGAAGGAGUCGCAGGACGCCUUGAUUCAGUACAAGGCAGGGUGUCAAAGUGUUUUUUGGAAGACGGAAAAAGUGAUUUAUACGAAUGAGACAAAAUACACCUUUACUGGUUUAAACGCAGGAACCAGAUAUAUACUAAAGGUCAGUGUCGUGGCGGGAAACUUGUCAAGUGACUCACCAGCCACCACUGAUAAAGACACAGUGCCUGACAGGAGGACCCUGACGCUCUCAAUGUUGUGUUCCUCUGAAACGCUGCUUCACUGCGACAAGAACGACACUCGGACCGAACUGCUGAACAAGCUGAGGAACAUAAUGAGUGACACAUUUCAAAACAACGUCCACUGGAAUCUCAAUAUCGCAAAAAGACCUUGAGACCGCCUCUGAAUCCCCGUGACGCGGCCUGCUGGAGAAAAAAAUCACAUUAUUUCAAAGCAAUAUAUAUUCAAUGAACCAACAAUAUUUGUAAUGCUUUCAGGUUCAUUAAAUUAGAGAGGAGGAGAAAUGCAGAGAAGGUAAAGUCUGCAUUAUGGAGAUAUAGUACAGUAGUCACAGGGAUAUAGUAAAACCUGACAGUUUUGACCUUAUGAGGAGAACAGCUCAUAAUAGACCUCUUUUGUGAAAAUGUGAAAAUGCAAAAAAUGGUUUGUGUGGGUCAUGCUUAGGGUGAGGGGUGCAUUGGUUGAAGUGCUUGUUAAUAUUAUAUUCUGUUACAAAUUGCAUUUCGAUAAUUUACUUUAAAUAGAGUGGAGUGAUGAUAUUUGAAACAUGAAUGCCAUUUUCCUGAACUUUGUUUUUGCUUCAGUGGUGCAUUCAUGAUGGAUUUCUGCAGAUUGUUUGGCGAUGGUUUUCUUUAAGAUGUUUCCAUUAGUUUGUUCACUUUAUUUCACUACUUCAUGCAAAUUCUUGUACUUGUAACCUACAGUUAUAUGUAAAAUAAAGAUACAUUUACUAGCA